AGUGAAGCAUUGGAGUAGCGCACUGCCGUCAGCAACAUAACAAAUCAGUUGAUCGCAUGAUCGCUCCAUAAUAAUCAUUACAGCAUAGAAUAUUAAUUCGCUACAUAUAGAGCCGUACAGGAAGUGAGCCUUAUCCUCAGAAAACCUGUGUUAGCCUUAACUUGUCACUGUAGAGAAUAUAGUUAUCAGCAAGGUUUGCUCAACUGUAUCAACUACAACACAAGCAAUGGCUGCAGCUUACAAGAACAGUCCCAAGUGGGUAAAGCGAAUGGAAGAAUUAUUUGGGCAGUCAGACUUCAACAAAGACGGCUACUUGUCUAUCCAGGAUUUCGAUAUGUGGAGUGACAAUCUUGAAAAAGAAGUGAAAGCUGAACCAGCCCUUCUGAAGAAAGUACGAAAAACGACUCAAGAUUUUUGGGAAACAGUAGGCCUAAAGCAAGGUGUGCUGCUUUCUAGAGAGAAGUUUGUCGAGAAUAUGGCAGAAGUAGCAGUCACUGAAAAAGCUAGCUUUGAUGAAGGGAAGGAGUCUUCUCUUUUUUUCAUUAUGAUGGAGACUGUGUUUGAUGCAAUCGACACUAAUCGUGACGGCUACCUACAAAUGAGCGAGUACGCGGCAAUGAAUAAGGCAAGCAACUUCGAUGAUGGCACUGCUAAGAUCCUGUUCGAUAUCAUCGACAAGAACCAUGAUGGAAAGCUUUCUAGGAAAGAGUUAAUGGAAUACAACAUCAAGUUCUGGUUCACUCCUGAUGAUCCUGAAGCCGCUGGCUUGUUCGGGGCCAAGUUUGAACAAAACUAACGAGCUACGGUCAAGAAAUACAGUACAUGUAUUUUUUUAGAACCAAGCAGUCAUAUAUCAUGUCUAUUGGUCAGUGUAGGAGAACUUAUCUUAGAAAAUUAUGUAGUGCAAGUACAAAUAAAUGUAUCGCAAUAUUACAUGUACGCUUCAUAAAUUCUAUUACCGUA
Molecule: messenger RNA, 963 nt
Organism: Halichondria panicea
Lineage: Eukaryota; Metazoa; Porifera; Demospongiae; Suberitida; Halichondriidae
Product: clytin-like
Exons: 1
Coding region: 227-796 (189 amino acids)
Molecular function (GO): calcium ion binding
Source: RefSeq, a predicted model, not a curated record